UGGAGCUGCCAUGGAUUCAAGGCUGUGUCAAUGACCUCCCAAAAGACUACGGAUGAAAACAGAGUUGUAAAGUAGAUGAGAAGACUUGGGGUUGAGAUGAGUUGUACCAGAAGGAUUCCCCUACCUAUAGUGCAAGAUGGACUCAUUUUAAAUUAAAUUUGUUGGAAAUGAGACUUCUAGAAGUACCAUGCUCCUUCAAUGAGGAGCUCCAUCCACUUCAGUUUGCAGGAUCAGCAAAACAACAUGGACAAAGCAGCUGAACUCACAUGGCAGCUGGAGGAUGCACCUUACAAAGCAGGACAGCAAGAGCAAAGCCCUGAUGAUGGAGGCACGGCAGAGGAGCUGGAGAAGCCUGCACACAGCAAGGACAAGCUGCCCCAGAGCCAUACCCUCCAGUGGGAGGCUCUAGGCAAACAAUUUGUAGAGUAUGAGCAGGUGGCUCCAUUUCUUGUCCCAGAGGAUCAACAGAGAAGGCUACUGGACUUUCUUCCCCUCUUCUUAAAGGCCUGGGAACAGUCUGCUGGAGUUGUCGUAUUCCCCAACAUUCAGCUGUUAGCCAGUGAGGUUUCCAAGCUUCUGACUAAAGAAAUUAAGAGGACCCUCAAUGGCAAACCUGCAGAAGAAGCUCGUCUGGCUUUGGAGCAAUUCCUGCUACAGAAAGUGGAAGCAGAAGAUGGCCAUUUGCUCCUGAAAUCAGUGUAUCUGCUCUCACAGACUGACUUGAGAACUUUGUGGAACAUCAUUGGAUCUGGACUUCCAGCUGCUCUGAUGCAGUGCCUGUACCUUUUCUUCACUUUUCCUCUGAAGAAAACCAGUGAUGAUGGAGAGACAAGUGAGGAUGACACUCAAACUCAGGAAAUGCUUGUUGAGAUAAUGCUUAACAUGUACAAAGAGGAACAAGGUGUAGAGGAACUUCUGGCAGCUGAUAAGCUUCAAUCAUUAAUUAUAGCAACUGCUUCUCUCUGGGACCAGUGCAGUCAGUCGUGGAAAGUACCUACAGGCCGUGUUCUGAGAACAAUUUCAAAGACUCAGACCAAAAACAGCAUCAUGUACCUACAAGCUGUGGACUGCAUUAAAAUAGCUGUUCAGAAUCUCUUUAAACUGGUUGAUACUCUACCUGCUUCUGAUGUGUGUGAAGCUGCUAGUAUUGUCUUGUGCUUUGUGAAAGAUUCUUAUCCCGUAUCAUCAGCUUUAUUAACAGAAUUUGAAAGUAAUGAUGGCUACCAACUCCUGCUAAAAAUUUUACUCAGAUGUGAGGGGUUGCAGCAAAAUGAAGGAGACCCUUAUUUGGACGAGAUCGUGGACAUGCUGACUUGCCUUACAACUUGUGGAAAAACUGAACUGAAAGUUUCUGGCAAUAUUGUACACCCACAACUACCACACUUUGAUUUUGAAUGGACACGGUCUUCUGGAAUGACAGUGAAAAACCUCCAGGCUUUUCAGGUGUUGCAGUCCAUUUUCCAGAAAAGUAAUGAUCAGCACCUGUGUGGAAGAAUCUUGGCAGCAAUUGGUACCAUAUGGGCUUGGGACAGAGUGAACUUCUUUCUUCUGGAAUGGACACUGCAACCUAUCAACCAAUUUACUGACAUAAUCCAUUUCAAACCAUACCCAGUCCAAGUCCAGUUCUUCAGACUGGUGGAGUCCAUAGUCCUAGACCUGUCCUAUGUCCCGCAUGAAAUUUUGAAGAAGGUUCAGUAUUUGAUAAAGGAAAACAUAGUACCAUUCUGCACCUUAACAGCACUCCAGUGUCUUCUCAGCAUGACCCAGAAGGACCUGUUAUUCAGCGAUAUAUUCCGUGACUCUGGGCUCUUAGGCCUGCUGCUGGCACUUUUGAGGAAGCAAGCCAAGAUCCUGAGGAAGUCAGCUGGAACUGAUCUGCCUGGUCUGGAAGAAGGCACUGAGAAGGAAUUAAAUGCUGUGAUGCUGAAGAUGGUGGCUGCCCUUACAGCGAGGUCCGUGAGGAACACAGUUGUUCUGAAGGACUAUGGAAUGGUGCCAUAUAUCAAGAUAUUUUUGGAUGAUGAGUGCUACAGGAGUGCUACUCUCAGUAUCUUGGAGCAGCUGUCAGUUAUCAAUUAUGAAGAAUAUAUGAGCAUUAUUAUUGGGGCCCUCUGUUCUUCUACUCAAGGGGAACUGUCGCUGAAACUAGAUCUGCUGAAGUCACUCUUGAGGAUACUGGAGAGUCUCAAGAGCCAUUCAGCUUUCAGAACCUGCAGUGGAUUCAAUGCGCUCCUGUCCCUCCUCUCAGACAUGGAAGGUGCACUGCAGGACCCUCCAUCUGGGCUGUGGACAGCAUUUGGACAGAAUUGCAUAUUGGAGCUUGUUUUCUACACACUUCAGGUGGUAACAGCUGCCCUGCACCUAGACCCUGUCAACAGCAAUUUCUUCCAGAGGAGUGGUCUCUUUGAAAAGAUGGCAGAGGAUCUCGGAUCACUUGGAUGCUUCUGGACACAAGGGGAAUGGCAAGGGGAAUGGCAAAUUCCUCUGAACCUUGAGAAGAAAAGGACGUUUGCAGAAUUUUUGGAUGCAGCUUUCUGUUCUUCAGAACCUUUCCCAAUGUGGCUAAAGAACUGCAUAUGGAUACUGAAUUUUCUUGAUCUCAUGAUAAAAGGAACCCUCCAUCAGGAGAGCUACUUCAAGGAGAGAAAGCCAGAGAUGGGAGAAACAUCAAGAGGUGAUCAGGAGGGACCCCAAACUCAAGAAGAGCAUCCUGUUGCUUUCAAAAUACCAGGCAACAAAUUACCUGCCUCUGCCCAUAGGCUAUGGGGAAACCCUGAGGAGAACUUGGAAAUGAGAGACUGCACCAUUGUACAUCCAGGUGCUGUCUGUGUCAUGGUGAGGUUGCUGCCAAAGCUGUACAAAGAAGGACAUGCUCAGCUUUCACAGGAAAUCCAAUAUGCUGUGAUUGAUCAUAUCCAGUCCCUGGUGAAGUCAGAAAAGAGUCGUCAGGUGAUGUGUGAAUCUGGGUUGCUGAGCACCAUCAUAACUUCCUGUCAGGAUGCCUUCCACAAUGAGAAUCAUCCGCUGCAUCUGCCCCUCACUAGAGUGUUUGAGAAGCUUGCAUCACAGGCUAUUGAACCAGAUGUGUUAAGGCAAUUUCUUCGGCUGGGAGGUUCUCCAAUACUGCCUUCCAGGCACAGCACAAACAAGACCAACGUCCUUUCAUGUCAGGGGAGUGAUUCAGCUAAUGCAGGCUCAGAAGAGGACACGAUGGACAAUAAAACUGAUCCUCAGACAGUUGUGCCUGUCAGCAACUCUCCUUGGGUGUCUAAGGGAUCUGCACUUGCACUCCAGACUGCAAUGAGUCUCAUCUCCAUGACAUCACCUCGAAACUUCCAGCUACACAGCACUGCUUUGGCUCCAUCAUUUGUGGAGUUUGACAUGUCCAUGGAAGGCUAUGGGUGUUUAUACCUCCCUACCUUGGCCACUGUUAUGGGACCCAGUGCAGACCAAUCUGUCUCGGGAGGAAUUGGCAUGGGCACCAGAAUGUUCCCUCCCUCAAGUGGCCUGACACUCUCCUGCUGGUUUCUGAUUAGCAAGUUUGGGUUGGUGCACAACAAUCACCCAGUCCGUUUCCUUACGGUCGUGAGGCACGUGUCAAGAACAGAGCAAGAAUUUGUUUGCCUUUCUGUAAGCUUCUUCCCACAGGACCUUUCUUUGGUCAUUUCCACAGAAGAAGUGGAAUUCCAGCCACUUGGUGAGGACCAGUACAGUGAUACUGCACCUCUGGUGGCAGAAGAGAAGAUUUCUUUUGGAAUCAAUGCUGUGUGCUCAACCCUUACUACAGUUCAAGAUAUAAAGAGCUCCUACAAUGAAGUGGAUGGCCGGCUGAUUGCCAAAGAGAUUGGGAUUAAUUCUCGGGACAGUUCAACUCCAAUAUUCCUAGCAAAGAAUAUUGCUGGACACCUCUCGGGUUCCUUGCGGACUAUUGGGUCAGUUGCUGUGGGCCAAUAUGGGGUAAGAAUGUUCCAGUCCUCUCCAGCAGCUACCAGCCUGAACUUUAUUGGAGGCCCUGCCAUUCUUCUGGGUCUCAUUGCUAUGGCCUGUGAUGACCACACCAUGUAUGCAGCUGUCAAAGUUCUGAACUCCAUCCUGAACAGUAGCCCACUAAGUGAAAAACUGAUGAGGCACAUACAUGGAUACCAGUUGCUGACCUAUCUGUUGAAAAGGAAGACAAAGCUGUUAAACAAUAGGAUUUUACAGUUAAUGUUCUCCCUAGUGGGCACAGCUGAGCUUGGCUUCGAGUCUUCGGUCAUCAAGAAUUACAGUGCAUUCCAGUAUGUUCUCUGCAACUUUGAGCUCUGGAUGAAAGCACCAGAAAAUCUUGACCUUGUUCUUCUUUCCCAUCUUGUGGAGAUCUUGCAGUCUUCCAGAGAUGGACGUCAGAAUGUUGCAGUUGCCUACCAGGUGCAAAUGGUGCCCAAGCUUGUUUUCCUUUUCAAUGAUCCUGAAAUAAGUAAUUCCAAAAUCACUGUGGCCUGCACUAUUCUCUCCCAUCUGUUGCAAGGAUACUUUAAUACACGAGAUGUUCUCAGGAUUGGAUUGUUCCUUGUUUACACCUUGAAACCUUCUUCUGUGGAUGAAAAUCAGCUUUUCCUGGAUAGUGUGGCUGAGAUGCCCAGUGAAGCCUUAAGCCAAACAUCUGGAAAGACAAUCUGGCUUCGAAACCAGUUACUGAAGAUGCUGUUAGAUGUAAUGCACUCAGACAAACUUCAUCUGUCCUCCGAGGAAAAAGAAAAGACAUUUUUGGCACUGGGGCCAGACUGGUUUCUGCUAUUCACACAGAGCUACCUGCACUCUAGCACAGUUGUGCUAGGAAUCAAGCUACUUCUGUGCUUCCUCCACAAUCGUUUGCUGCUGAACAAAUUCAAGGAGGGGAUAGUGGCUGGGCACUGGCUGGAAAACAGCUCUGCAGGAUUGAGUAUUCUAAUGGAUAAUUUAAAAACUCAUCCUCCAGUGCCUGACAAUGGCAACUUCUUGAUUUUUGGGUUUUCUGUGUUGCAAAGAUGUCUGACUGAUCAUGUCCACAUCCCUGAGAUCUACCUGCUUGUGGCGGAGCUCUUUCUGGCAACUCCACAAUCUGAACCACCUGAAGCAGUCAAGAAAGAUCUUGAGUCUAUGUUGCAGUGGAUCUUGCAGCACCACCUUACAGAGAAUGUCCUCAAAAUUGGGUUGUGUGCAGAGGCAGCUGUUUUACUGCUGGAAAUGGUUAGAGUCACUGUGGACAAGCCUAUUGCAGAUGCAGAAGCCUCCUGGGAGAUUGCCUAUCCAGGGAAUGUUAUCCAGUUUCUGUGCUUGAUCUAUCACAGUUAUACUCAGGACCCUGUGUGGCACUGUCCUGACUUCCUGAAAACUUUGGCUAUGGUUGCUUUUCACUCAGGACCACCCAAGGGAGGGUCUGAAGGCCUUUUGACUCCUGAUGAUCCAGCCAUUGCUGAAGGGAAAGGCUGUGUUGAUCCCUCCUCUCUCCCACUCCUACCACACCCUGCCAAGAAACAAGUGUGGGAUUUUGUGCGAGUCCUCCUGAUGGAUAGUCUUCUCAACGUCCCAGCAAACAAACAAGGGCAUCCACUGGAGCUGCUUCUUGAGGCUUCUCCAGAAGAUGCCACCAGUGAGCAGAAGAGACAUUUUCAGACAAAAGUUUUGCUGUCUGGUAUGGAUGUCUUCCAUGUUACCAGCCAAGGCGAGGGGAAAACAAGACCAAGAGGGAGCAGUGAUCCUCAUGGUACUUCAGAAUCAUCUGCACCUGUAUCCAUGAUGAAUAUUGCUUAUUUUGUUCAGAAGUUGGUUGAGAAGCUGAACAGCAGAAUGUUUACUGCUGACCCCAAGCAAAUCCUGAUCUUCACUGCCAAACAGAUUAUGUGGGUCUUAGAAAGCUCGGUUUCUCAAAAGGAAGUUUUCCUCAGUGCCCUGUACAGCUGUUUAAACAGAGCCAUCCUAUACUGCCUAUCCAGACCUCAACAAUCACUGCCUGAACAGUUUAAUGUCCUGAACACUCUCAAUGUCCUGCAGGAGCACUGGGACAUUAUUUUUGCAACUUACAACUCAAAUAAUAAUUUUAUCAUUUGCCUAAUGUACUGCCUUUGCCAACUGAACUCGGGCAGCUGUUCAGAAGGUUUUGGGGUGGAUGCAAAACCAAAGCUGGCUUCUUAUCACCAAAUUUUUCUUGCACCCAGUGAAGAGGAAAAGGGCAGCCUGCCUACUCCAGAUGAUGUCCAUCAGGAGAUUCUGAGAACAGUAGGAAUCAUCUGGAAGCAGCUCAUUUCUCAGAGGCGGCAGGCUCUGGAGGACACUUACAAGAUGGAUCUUUCUGUAAAAGGAAAUGACAAAGAAAGGGACAUGAAGAUAACAGAGAUCACUCCUUUAUGGGAAGAAAUUAUGACAAAAGCUUGGCAGCACUUGAUAGCAUCUGAAAAGAAGCUUCUCCAAAAUAAAUCAGGGCCAGGCCUGUCACAGAGCAAGCACAAUUCCUGGAGUGAAAGCCUGUCUUCAGCUAUUAGGUCCAUGCCUGGCCGAAACACAAAGGAAAUAAUAUGCAAAUCAGAGGGAUUUGUGUCAUGUAUGGAACGGUACCGGAGAAUUGGACAGGAGCUGUAUGCCUCUUUGUACAAGAACCACAUACAGAUGCAGCAGUGUGGUUACAGCAAAGCAGCCAAGGACUGGAUGAUACUUGAGGAGCAACUUUUCUACAGAAGUGGCCCGUGGAGAGAUGCAUCACGAUCCUCGGAGCCACGAUGGAUUCUGGAUCGUUAUGAGGGGCCUUCACGAAUGAGGAGGAGAAUUCAAGAUGUGAACACUCGAGCAGCAAUGAUGAGAAUGAAGAGUGAGGUUCUCCUAGCAAACAGAAAUGAAACAACCUCCCCUGCUGAAGUGAAUCCAGGAGACCUGACAUUAAAUGGAGAAGAAAGAGAGAUGGAUAAGAAGGGAUUGGACUGUAACCAGCUAACAUUCUUCCCUGCUCUACAUGAAAGUUUCCAUUCAGAAGACUUCUUGGAACUGUGUGUGGAGAGACAAAUUAUAUUGCAGGAGUUUGCAGAGAGUGAAAAGGUCACAUUUAAGUGCUCUGUGGCAGUUGUGCAGGGCCAUACAGCAUUGGAAGGAGUGUUGCUCUUUGGCAAAGAGCACUUCUACAUCUGCGAGUGCUUUGUGUUGUCCCCUCUAGAAGAAGUCUACUGUACUCGUCACUGCUUGUCCAGCAUCAGUGAUCCGUUUAUUUUCAACUUAUGUCAUAAAGAUCAUGCUGUGGGAGACCAGAUGUGUUCCCGUUAUUCGUAUCAUGAUAUAAAAGAGAUUCAUCUGAUGCGGUUUCUUCUGCAGGAGAUUGCCUUGGAAAUAUUCUUCAAAAAUGGUUACUCCAGAUUUCUUGUCUUCCACGACAGCGACCGAAAUAAGAUAUUUAAAAGAUUUUGCUCUUUCCAGCCUGCUUUGAAGUCAAAGGGGAUAACAGAAGAGUCCCUGAAUAUAAGGAAACACUCAGGAGGAGAAAAGACAAUGCUCCAGAAGUGGCAGAAAAGGGAGAUUAGCAACUUUGAUUACCUCAUGUACCUGAACACAUUGGCCGGCCGCAGCUACAAUGAUUACAUGCAGUAUCCUGUGUUUCCAUGGGUCCUCGCUGACUAUCACUCUGAGACUCUAAACCUUACGAAUCCUCAUACAUUUCGAGACCUAUCAAAGCCCAUGGGAGCUCAGACUGUGGAGAGGAAACGCAAGUUCAUCCAGCGCUUCAAUGAAGUGGAAAAGAGUGAGGGAGACCUAUCAGUCCAGUGCCAUUACUGUACUCACUAUUCAUCAGCAAUUAUAGUGGCAUCUUACCUGGUCCGAAUGGAGCCAUUUACCCAGACCUUCUGUUCUCUGCAGGGUGGAAGUUUUGAUGUUGCAGACAGGAUGUUUCACAGUGUCAAGAGCACGUGGGAAUCAGCAUCAAGGGACAACAUGAGUGAUGUCAGGGAACUCAUCCCUGAAUUCUUUUACUUGCCAGAGUUCCUAACCAAUGCAAAUCACUUUGAACUUGGCUGCAUGCAGGAUGGAACAGUGCUUGGAGAUGUGCAGCUUCCUCCUUGGGCAGGUGGGGACCCCCAUAAAUUUAUUCUACUGCACAGACAGGCACUGGAAAGUGACUAUGUCAGUGCACACCUUCAUCACUGGAUAGAUCUUAUUUUUGGCCACAAGCAGCAUGGCUCAGCUGCUGUGGAGGCAGUUAACACCUAUCAUCCUUACUUCUAUGGAGACAAGAUGAACCUCAACAACAUUAAAGAUCCUCUGAUUAAAAGCACUAUCCUGGGAUUUAUCAGCAACUUUGGACAGAUACCAAAGCAGCUCUUCACAAAACCGCAUCCAUCCAGGAAUGCCCAAGGGAAAAGCUCAUCAGGAAGAGAGACUAUGCUGUUCCAUCACUCAGGUGGAAUUCUUCCUCCUUUUAUGAGCAGCCUGCAAAAUCUGAAGCUCUCUCCAGUUACUCUAAAAGACUAUCCCAAGGGAGCUAUUGGGCAUAUUGUUCAUACAGAGAAAGGCAUUCUGGCUGUUGAAAAAAAUAAAAUUUUGAUUCCUCCUCUUUGGAGCAAAACAUUUUGCUGGGGAUUUGAGGACUUCACCUGCUGCUUUGGCAACUAUGGAUCUGAGAAGAAUGUGACUACAUUUGAGUGCAUGGCAGACUGGGGAAAGUGCCUCUGUGCUGUGUGUCCUUCAGCGACUACCAUAAUCACAUCUGGAACAAGCUCGGUUGUGUGUGUCUGGGAACUUUCCUUGGUCAAAGACAAAGUGAAGUGUUUAAACCUGAGACAGGCUUUGUAUGGACACACUCAGGCAGUGACCUGCCUUGCUGCAUCUGUAACCUACAGCAUCUUUGUGAGUGGAUCUGAUGACAGAACCUGCAUCAUUUGGGACCUGAACCAGCUGACGUACAUAAACCAACUUCCUGCCCACGAGGCAAGCCUCUGUUCUGUUGCCAUCAACAACUCAACAGGUGAUAUUAUCUCUUGUGCUGGAUCUUACCUGUAUCUCUGGACAGUCAAUGGCCAUCUUCUUGCAAGCAUCAACACAGCCUGCAGCCCUACCUGCCGUACUGUUUGCUGCUGCUUUGCUGAAGUGAUGGACUGGGACAUAAGCAGCAUCAUCAUCACAGGAAGCACAGAUGGAGUGGUGAGGCUGUGGAAGGCUGAAUACACCAAUAACCCAGACCAAGCUGCUGGAGUCAGACCACAGAAAGGUGUGAUGGAAGAGCCAGGCAGCACAGGUAACAAGUGUGGAAAACAUCUUGUUCUCUGUCGGGAACUGAAUCCCAGCCUUGCCCUGACCGGCAAAGCGGGUCGGACGAGCGCGGCGGUGACGGCGCUCGCCGUGUCCAGAAAUUCCUCCAAGCUCCUAGUUGGUGAUGACUGGGGAAGAGUCUGCUGCUGGUCUGUGGAUGGGUAGGAAGAAAUAGCCAAGAUCUCCUGUUUUUUCAACCUUUGGAUGGAGAGAAAAAUUACCCUUCGGAGCAUGAAAGAAUCAGAGAAACUGGAAGCCUGUGGUUGGGGACUGAAUCUCAAAGGAGUUAUGGGACUGACCUUGCAGUCAAGUUUGAUUUAAAUUAGACAAUGGACUCCAAAGUUGUGAGAGACACUGACAGACGUGCACAUAGACAAUUAGAUUUUAUAGUAUUUUUCUGGGGAAAACUUUUGUAUUUUAAAUGUUAUUUUCGUUAUUAAAUUUUACAUAAUACGUUGGAUUUCACAAAUAUUAGCUAGCAAAUAAAACUGCCUUGAUUAUGCCAAAGAGCAGUGUAGCUUAAUAAAAUGAACAUGUUCUAUUUUUAAUAUCAUGAGAUAAAAAAAUAUUGAGGUUUCAAAGAGAGGUUAAGUGAGUUUGUUGCAGUAUUUUCAUUCUUAUUAGUACGCAAGGAUGUUAGUAUC
Lepidothrix coronata (blue-crowned manakin) is the source of this 9890-nucleotide messenger RNA. RefSeq names its product WDFY family member 4 (gene WDFY4). The transcript is spliced from 60 exons. Bases 199 to 9411 code for a protein of 3070 amino acids. Gene Ontology annotation, molecular function: protein binding. The record is from RefSeq and is a predicted model, not a curated record. NCBI's taxonomy places the organism in Eukaryota, Metazoa, Chordata, Aves, Passeriformes, Pipridae.